CGUACAGUGACAACUAGUACUAGAAGAUCGUUCUCGUAGGUAAACAAAACUAGCAUUGAUGUACUUGACAAGACGAGCUGCACAGGACGGCCACGAGCUAGGUAUGAUUGCGAAAAAUUCGAUGACUACAACUCCUGCGCACAGGAUAGUACAACCCUUGUGGAUACCCUUACUUCCUGGUAUGCUAUAAAAAUUAGCUAAUCAUCAAAAUGACGGACCAACAACCUUCUAUGAUGGGUGGCCCAGGUGGCUUCGCAUAUGGUGGCGCAACCUCCUCCACCCCAGUACCACAGCGUUUUUCCUCUGGUGCCCUCCCAUCACCGACCCCAUCUGCGUGUGCACCACAGAUUCCAGCUGCUUUGCAUGCCUUGCAGUACUUCAUAGACGAAAGUAUCGAGGACAUGGAUCAGGCUGCUGCAGCCCAGCAAGGGGCUGGAGGCUUUUUAGACGGAGGACAGAAACGAGGGUCGCUUUUUCCUGGAAGUUAUGAAAAAUAAUUUAUAUAAUAUGUUGGUUGUAGGCGUACUACACUUACUCUCGUCACUCUGCGGUUGAAAUUUGAAAAGAUAUUCUAGUAGAAUGAAUCUCCGCCACUGGAGGCAGAGGCAUCUUCCAGUCUCAGUGAAAAGAGGUCUUUCAAGGUGAAGAACAAGUAGUGACUGUCUCUAUCAUCUCAAAUCAAAAUUGAUCUCUAAUAUCCGCCAGCGACCUCAUCCGCUUCUUGCCUGUUGCCUAUGACUAGUCCCGAGACCCAGGUUUACGCAAGUUGGCACCUUCUGUGGUUCGCCGAACACACUGACGUAGAAGCCAACAGAGUUUUAGCCGAGGUCGACGCCGAAGCGCAUCUCUACUCCUCUGAAGCUGACUAUCUCAAACUGGCGUUUGCGAAGUCGCGAUCGUACAGGAAUUUCGUAGCGAUUUUGAGAUGGCUAAGGUGGCUGUACAAGUUUCAGACGGAGAACGAAGAGCAGGCUUUGCGCGAUGCCGCGAGUGAUGGAGAUAUUGAGAUGCGGACGAGCAAAAUGGAGCCAGGAAUGGAC
Amoebophrya sp. A25 is the source of this 1040-nucleotide messenger RNA. NCBI's taxonomy places the organism in Eukaryota, Dinophyceae, Syndiniales, Amoebophryaceae. The record is from the annotation of a GenBank genome assembly.